This is a messenger RNA of Cyprinus carpio (common carp), 447 nucleotides long. RefSeq names its product zinc finger protein 239-like. The record is from RefSeq and is a predicted model, not a curated record. The coding region runs from base 1 to 447 and encodes 148 amino acids. NCBI's taxonomy places the organism in Eukaryota, Metazoa, Chordata, Actinopteri, Cypriniformes, Cyprinidae. The transcript has 2 exons.
AUGAGACGUCACGCCGGAGGCAAGCCUUUUACAUGCGAUCAGUGCGGAAAUAAGUUCAUGCGUAAAGAAUCGCUCGAGUACCACGUGAGGAUUCACACCAGAGAGAAGUGUUUUAAGUGUCGUCAGUGUGGAACGAGGUUCAGCGACAAAAAUCUCCUUAAGGAUCAUGUAAUAAUAGCUCACGCUGGAGAGAAGCCUUUCAUGUGCGAACACUGUGGAAAGACCUGCUCAAACCAAGCGAACCUUGAAAUCCACAGGAGAAUUCACACCGGAGAGAAGCCUUACACGUGUGUCCAGUGUGAGAAGAGCUUCACGUAUCAGAGAGACCUGAAACGUCACGCGCAAACUCACUCUGGACAGAAAGUCAAGGAUUCAGAGUGUUACGGGAAGGUUGGGGAGAACCACCUGCGCGCUCACUCUGGAGGAAGACCGUUUCUGUGGUUUUAG